AUGGCGGUACACGGUGUGGAACCACGGUCCAUCGUGGAAAGAGAACUGCCUUUCGGCCGGAACCGUCAUCUUCCAGUGAUUGGCCAAAACGACCAACACAAGGGAAAGAGGAGAGGUACUCGCUAUAUGUUCUCUGGGCCUUUUAGAACCCAUGGAGUUGUUCCUUUGGCAACAUACGUGCGAAUCUACAAGAAAGGUGAUAUUGUGGACAUCAAGAGAAUGGGCGCUGUUCCAAAAAGAACGCCCCACAAAUGUCACCAUGGCAAAACCGGAAGAGUCUACAGUGUCACCCAGCAUGCUGUUGGCAUUGUUGGAAACAGACACGUGAAGGGCAAGAUUCUUGCUAAGAGAACUAAUGUACGUGUUGAGCACAUUAAGCACUCCAAGAGCCGGGAUAGCUUCCUGAAGCGUGUGAAGGAAGAUGAUCAGAAAAAGAAGGAAGCCAAGGAGAAAGGUACUUGGGUUCAACUGAAGCGCCAGCCUGCCCCACCCAGAGAAGCACACUUUGUGAGAACCAAUGGGAAGGAGCCUGAGCUGUUGGACCCCAUUCCCUAUGACUUCACGGCAUGAUAAAUGUAAAAAAAACCGAAAGACUUCAAGACUGUAAAAAAAAAAAGGGGGGGGGGAUGUGGUCAAAAUAAAGGGGAGAGAUUAUCCGAUAGGAACACCAGCCCAUUACUGUCAAGAUUACAAAAAAUAAUAAUAGGUCUGAUAUCCAAUAAGUGUGUAAAUGGGCUUUAGGAACCCGUGGGUGGCUCAGUUGCUUGAGCGUCUGAGUUCAGCUCAGGUCACGAUCUCACGAUUCGUGAGUUUAAGCCCCACGUUGGGCUCA
This is a messenger RNA of Felis catus (domestic cat), 832 nucleotides long. RefSeq names its product 60S ribosomal protein L21-like. The record is from RefSeq and is a predicted model, not a curated record. Gene Ontology annotation, cellular component: ribosome; cytosolic large ribosomal subunit. The transcript is spliced from 2 exons. Gene Ontology annotation, biological process: translation. Lineage: Eukaryota; Metazoa; Chordata; Mammalia; Carnivora; Felidae. Bases 1 to 570 code for a protein of 189 amino acids. Gene Ontology annotation, molecular function: structural constituent of ribosome.